Protomyces lactucae-debilis is the source of this 1535-nucleotide messenger RNA. RefSeq lists its product as uncharacterized. The transcript has a single exon. Lineage: Eukaryota; Fungi; Ascomycota; Taphrinomycetes; Taphrinales; Protomycetaceae. The record is from RefSeq and is a predicted model, not a curated record. Bases 118 to 1254 code for a protein of 378 amino acids.
ACUUGACAGACUCGCGACAUACUCUCCGAUCAGCUACUGGAUCUGCUCAUCUCGUGAUACCUUGCAACGUGUACCUGCUCAUCGAUACAGCCUGGCGAUCAGUCACUGACUCCCAUCAUGGAAAGCGCCAAUGACUUGCUUCGGCAGCAAAUGCAACAAGCACAACGCAAUGCAGGGAUAUUACCUAAUGCGCUGUCCUUCCCAGCUGUUGCUAUGAAUGCAACGGCUGCGAGUCGCAGGCAGCAAGGCGUCGAGGAAGAUUUGCCGGGCUAUGAAGCGCAGGGCAAUCAAGCAACGCAGUAUCAAUUUUCUCGACAAGAUUUCGCCACCUAUAAUCUAAGCUGUCUACAUGAUCCACAGCGGUCACAUCUGGUCCAAUUGAUUGAAGAUACUGUUCCGCUCAAGAAGCGCAGGUUGCUGUCUAAAAGAAACGAGGAUGUUUCAAAGGAAAGACUCAAGAGUCGCACCAUUCGCGUUUGCAGACGACGUGAGCUUGCCUACAGCGCGCAAGUCACAGACGACUAUAGCUUAGCGGAGCAGAGAUGCGCGGAGAUUCGGCCUACUUUCAAAAAGUCCUUCAAUUUGCGGCAGCAAGACCCUUAUAUUCCCUUGGACACGUCAAACGGCUUGAUCCAUCUGCAUCUGUACAGAGGUGACUACUACCAUUUCAGCAUACCGCUAGAAGAUCUGGACACGGAUCGCGGUAUCAGACUCGAAUGGCGCAUACAAUGGGCGUUUCUCAAUAAUAAGAAGGACUAUAAGCUUAGGCGCAUCUUUAAGGGAAUGAAGCUCGGCAUACUCGGUGGCCCAACGACGCAAAUCAUUGGCUGGUUCCUGCCAACGGCUCAAUUUGUUGAUGGCAGUGGUGUUGAGCAUGACGCUGAUUUGUCGCGCGUGCCAACAGUCCUUCGUUAUGCUGUGCAAUCUGCUCAGGUACACAGUUUGCCAUUGGAACGAAACAGAACAGACGGCAGCGCUAGGUCUGAGACGAGCAUGAACGACACAGAUCUCAAUACGCCUGCUGUGCUGGGAAACCUCAUUCUGGCAGAUGCAGAACUGAGCAGCGAUUUGGUUCCGGGAUGGCCUUUAGAUGCACCUGCCCGCCAAGAGUCAAUUGUGGAGCUCAUACGUGAGAUGGCAACGACGUCGUUUCUGGCACUCUACUUCCGUGUAGUCAUGGCUGACACGAUGCAUGAGAGAAUUGCCAAGUAUACACAAGAUGGAGCAAGUCUAGGACGAGGGAUGAUGUGUUAACACGGGCCAAAUUUUAUGACAGUAGCAGUCAUACAGUCCUCUACAAGUUGUAGUUCUACGAUGAUAUAUGCCUGGCAUCAAUGAGGGGUGGCAUCAAAGCAAUUCCAGGUCCCACAGUCUAUAUCAAAAUGUGUACAUAUGCGUGAUGUAGCCAGGAAGGUCUGGAAGUGCUUUGUUAUCACCGCUCACUGAUGUGGUUUCUGCACCAAAACCCUCCUUCAUAUGUUCUGUGAGGCUGUGCAGACUUUCAUGAAACUACUUGUAAAGUCUGCCACCUUCAU